AUGGCUUCUUUUAAAGGCAUUCCAAUGACAGUUGGCUUUAAAACAGUCAAAACUAAACCAAAGGAUACAGUGAUAAAUACGGUGGCUCACAAGAUGCGUACAGUACUUUUACGCUCAGGUCCUUAUCAAACAAGGAAGGGAUACGCAAGAUGUCAUACGGAGCACAGUAACAAGCUACGCAUGCGGACAGUACCUUUACGCUUAGGUCCCUGGUUAAACAAGGAAGUGAAUACGCAAGAUGUCAUACGGACCACAGUAACACUGUCCCUGUCAAAUAAGGAAGGGAAAAUGCAAGAUGUCAUACGGAGCGCAGUAAGGAGGCCUCUGUCAAACAAGGAAGGGGAAUACGCAAGAUGUCAUACGGAGCACAGUAACAAGAAAAGGAAAAUGUCAGCGUCAGUUGAAAGCAGUCGAAAACGCCGAGCUAGCUCCAAAGAUACCUGUAACAGUCACAGUGUUGAUGAUCAAGCGGAUUCUAUUGGUAUCUUUAUGAGGGUUGAUAUGGAAGUUGACAAUUUCAAAGAACAAUACAACAAGGAAUCGCUGACAGAAGUUAUGGCUGGUAUUAAAAAUGUUUGCCAACAGUUAACGAAAGAUGAAUGGAAAUAUAGGCCCAUUAAUGAAAUUAUUUAA
Molecule: messenger RNA, 633 nt
Organism: Trichoplax adhaerens
Lineage: Eukaryota; Metazoa; Placozoa; Uniplacotomia; Trichoplacea; Trichoplacidae
Exons: 4
Coding region: 1-633 (210 amino acids)
Source: RefSeq, a predicted model, not a curated record